Molecule: messenger RNA, 393 nt
Organism: Cylicostephanus goldi
Lineage: Eukaryota; Metazoa; Nematoda; Chromadorea; Rhabditida; Strongylidae
Source: the annotation of a GenBank genome assembly
AUGGUAGGAAGUGAGGUAUCGGCAAGGCCAAGACUUGAAGAGCAAUGUCCAGUUUGUGGUGAUCGCGUAUCCGGCUACCACUAUGGGCUACUUACUUGUGAAAGCUGUAAAGGUUUCUUCAAGAGGACUGUCCAAAACAAGAAGAGUUACCAGUGCGCAGCAUCCUCGAACUGUCCUGUCGACAAAGCAGGUCGUAAACGGUGCCCACGAUGCCGCUUCGCCAAAUGUCUUCAACAAGGCAUGAAAAUAGAAGAGACUGCACUGCAACUGCAGAGAAUCUGUGAACUUUAUGAUGCAAAAUCGGUACUGUAUACGUCAGCCUCUUUUGCCACUCGCUCUGCCACUUACACUCUCAAUGCCAACGUUUCUCCAUUUUUCGAAUCUAGAAUUUGA